Grammomys surdaster is the source of this 1886-nucleotide messenger RNA. Its product is annotated as UDP-glucuronosyltransferase 2B17-like. The coding region runs from base 43 to 1635 and encodes 530 amino acids. NCBI's taxonomy places the organism in Eukaryota, Metazoa, Chordata, Mammalia, Rodentia, Muridae. The transcript has 6 exons. The record is from RefSeq and is a predicted model, not a curated record. Gene Ontology annotation, molecular function: UDP-glycosyltransferase activity.
GGAAGGAAUCACACUGUGAACAGAAAGACUUUGAUUUCCAGGAUGCCUAGGAAGUUCAUUUCUGCUCUGCUCCUGCUGCAGAUGAAUUUCUGCUUUAGAUCUGUGAGCUGUGGGAAGGUGUUGGUGUGGCCAAUGGAAUUCAGUCACUGGAUGAACAUAAAGAUAAUACUGGAUGAACUUGUGCAGAGAGGCCAUGAAGUCACUGUUCUGAAACCUUCGGCUUACUAUGUUCUUGAUCCAAAAAAAUCUCCCGGACUCAAGUUUGAAACUUUCUCCACAUCUCUCAGUAAAGAUGAUCUGGAAAAAAGUAUCACUAAGAUGGUGGAUGUGUGGACUUAUGAGAUUCCACGAGAUUCAUGUCUAUCAUAUUCUCCUUUACUUCAAAAAGUGUUUGAUGAAUACUCUGAUUGUUAUCAAAGUCUUUGUAAGGACAUUGUUUCAAACAAACAGCUCAUGACAAAACUACAGGAAUCCAAGUUUGAUGUCCUUUUCUCAGAUCCCAUUGCUCCCUGUGGGGAGCUGAUAGCUGAACUUCUCCAGAUUCCUUUUAUGUACAGUUUUCGCUUCUCUCCAGGCUACACAAUGGAAAAGUACAGUGGAGGACUUACACUCCCUCCCUCUUAUGUACCUAUGAUUUUAUCAGGAUUAGGUGGCAAAAUGACAUUCACAGAGAGGGUAAAAAAUAUGAUAUGUAUGCUUUAUUUUGACUUUUGGUUCGAGACAUUUGCAGGGAAGAAAUGGGAUCCGUUUUACAGUGAAAUUUUGGGAAGGCCAACCACCUUAGCUGAGACCAUGGGCAAAGCAGAAAUGUGGUUCAUUAGAUCUUACUGGGAUUUGGAGUUUCCUCACCCAACCUUACCAAAUGUUGAGUAUGUUGGAGGACUCCACUGCAAACCUGCUAAACCCUUACCUAAGGAAAUAGAAGACUUUGUCCAGAGCUCUGGAGAGCAUGGAGUGGUUGUGUUUUCUCUGGGGUCAAUGGUCAGGAACAUGACCGAAGAUAAGGCCAAUGAAGUUGCAUGGGCCCUUGCCCAGAUUCCACAGAAGGUUCUUUGGCGAUUUGACGGCAAAAAACCAGCUUCCUUAGGGUCCAAUACCAGAGUCUACAAGUGGCUUCCCCAGAAUGACCUUCUUGGUCACCCAAAAACCAAAGCCUUUGUAACUCAUGGUGGAGCCAAUGGUGUCUAUGAGGCCAUCCAUCAUGGAGUCCCUAUGAUUGGCAUUCCUUUGUUUGGAGAACAAUGUGAUAACAUUGCCCAGAUGGUUGCCAAAGGAGCAGCUGUUGGAUUGAAUAUCAGAACAUUGUCAAGCUCAGAUUUGCUCAAUGCGCUGGAGGAAGUCAUACACAAUCCUUCCUAUAAAGAGAAUGCUAUGUGGUUGUCAACCAUUCACCAUGAGCAGCCUAUGAAGCCCCUGGACAGGGUUACCUUCUGGAUUGAGUUUGUCAUGCGCCACAAAGGAGCCAGGCACCUGAGACCACUUGCAUACAACCUCACCUGGUACCAGUACCACUCUCUGGAUGUGAUUGGAUUCUUACUAGCCUGUGUGGUGACCACUGCAGUUAUUUCUAUAAAGUGCUGCUUGACUGCUUACAAACUCUUUGUAAAGAAGGAAAAGAAAAUGAAAAAAAAGUAGAGCUCAUUAAUAAGUCAGUUUUUGGAUAAAAUUCCAGCAUCAUUCUAGUUUAUAAACUACCUUCUAAACACUCACUAAUUUGCUUUGGUAAAGCAAUCUUAUUUGUAAUUUCAUACCGUGUAAGAAGAAUAUGUGUGUGUGUGUACAUAUACACUGAAAAGUGAUCAAAGAAUCCCAUCAUUUAUUUUAAUUAUUAAAUUAUUCAGUAUAAAACAAAUUGCAUUCCUAGAAAAAUAUAGAAAUUUAAUACA